AAGCUUGUGCAGUGAACUGGAGACGGCCCAAAAGCAAAGUCUACCAAAGCGGACCCUGUCCUCACCAACUAACCAUGGAGACAAGUUACACGUGUGCCGUUCUUCUGCUGCUCUCUCUAAAAGGGUUCCUUGCAGCGCCAGCCAACCCAGAGUGCACUUCUCUGGAUAACAUCAUCAGUCACAUCCAGGCCCCCCCAGGGGGUACCAUCCAGUGUCAUCGCAAUGAUAGCUGCACGGGAAUCACAUGCACAGGGACAGCUCUGGCUGGUCAAACAUUCCACACCUCAGCCAGCCUACAGCACUGCAGUUCUCCUGUAUCCAUGAGUGUGAAGGUGGUGGUGCCAUCCUUAGGGGUCAACUACCAACAGACGGUCAGCCACAACGACAUGUACGAGAUACCAGGGUUAAGUGGUGAUGUCCCAGUACUGGGGAUCCAGGAGCACAUACAGGGUUAUCUACAAGUCAAGCUGGAGAAGAAGGACCAGAACACUCUGUCUAUUGGGGUGAAACUUUUAGGUGGAACGGAAAUCUUUGGUAUGAUGGUGUAUCCCCUGGAGUAUGAUGUCAUCCCGGAGCAGGAGAUCACUGUGGCCUCUUGCACACCAGGUCGCCCCACCCCGGUGCCUGUACGUCCCGCCACUAAGCCACCUCUGCCCCCACGGAGCACUGUACACCCUCAACCUCCAACCAGAGGGACCGUCAUACCAAAACCUGUCGUAACAACUCCAGCUCCAGCUCUAAAGACAACAACAACAACAAAAGCGUUGCCCACCACUUCUGUGGUGCCCCCUGUGGACCCAUCUCUGAAGUGCAAGUCCAUUGACCAGAUGGCCAACAAUGUGACAUCCCUCAUGCCCACACUGGCUACCAUCCAGUGUAAAAGAAAUGCAGACUGCACUGGAGUGACUUGUUCAGCCCAAACCAAAUCAGAUACACCAGUAAAGUUUGCCAUGGACGUGACCCUACAUGGAUGUGCAGACCCAGUCUCUAUGGAUGUCACUAUCAACUCUGCUGAGGUCGGGCUGGAUCACACCCAGACUGUCACACAAAAUGGGACCUACCAAAUAGAAGGUCUGCAGGUGCCGAUCGCUGGGUACAGUCUGCCAGCUGUGUACCAAGUCAACAUGGCCAGGGUCAACAAUGGCAUGGAUGUAAAGUUGGUACUAGGCCUGAGUUACGGACCGGUGCAGUACAGUUUCUUUCAGCUAGGGGAACAAGUUAUCAGCAUGCCUGCCUGCUCCACAGACCCAGGCACACCAAGCAGGAGACAUUCUACAGACAAACACAAUACCAUGGUGAUUGUUGGUGCAGUGGUGGGGUCCGUCCUGGGUGUGGCCCUGCUGUGUGUGUUGGGGCUGCUGAUUCGCCGAUGGAGGAAGUCUUCCCUCAGCGUGUACGGAGACAUGCAGGUGCUCAUGAGCGCAUCAAACGAAGACUUUGAACCGCUCACUGUCUAGCACACCCACUCUACUGGAGCACCAGAAAUAUGUCACUUCAUAGUGCUAGUGUGUAUGUGCGAGUGAUGCAUUGUGGUCUAGGUCAAAGUUCAAGAUCUGUUGGACAAUAAUAAUAUUUUGCAUUACGAUAGCGUCCAACUUGAACUUUGACCUAGACCCCAAUGCAAUCCUAAGUCAAAGUUUACGGUGUUGGAUUGUAAGAAAAAAUAUUUUGCAUUGUUAGCAAAGGGUCCAUCUUGAACUUUGACUUAGACCUCAAUGCAUCACUCUAGGUCAAAGUUUAAAAUCCAUUGGAGAGUAGGCAGAAGGAUAUACAAAAUGUACUCAUUGGCAAUGACUUUCAGUAUCGUUUAAACCUCCUUUUGUGUUUUGCAAAAAUGUCUAGACAACAGGGCACGGCCUACCUACUACUAGCCAAGGGGUGUUGAACUUUGACCUAAACCAAAAUGCAUCAAUUCCACAUGCACACUGGGAACUCUGUGAGGUAGUCAAUGGGAGGAGACAUUUCAUAACUGGUUGUUUUCAUACUUAAAGUUUGUACAAAGAAAUCAGUCUGUAAAUAUUCAAUGAUGAUGAAAUAUUUGUUUUGGUAAUUUUUUGCUGGAUAAUCUCCAUUUACAUGUACUACUCUACAGUCCUUUUAGUAUGGUUUGUCUUCGGUCUAGUUUUUGUAAAUGGAUAACAGAGAGACAAAGCUGUACACAAUGGUUUUAGUUUUAGUCGUAAUUGCUGGUGAGUUGUGACAAGUUGUCUCUUGUAGGUCCUUACUGCUGUGUUUGUAUGUUGUAAUGUCACCAUACAUUCACCAUUUUGAUUGUACAUUUUUCUAAAGCUGAUGGGAAUUUUGCAAACAUUCUGCUAUGUAUUUAGUAUCAUAGUAUGUAUUAUACUCUAGAGGUUGUAGAUGCUUAUCAAUGCAAGGGUGAAUU
Messenger RNA from Branchiostoma floridae (Florida lancelet), 2386 nucleotides. RefSeq lists its product as uncharacterized. The coding region runs from base 75 to 1457 and encodes 460 amino acids. The transcript is spliced from 12 exons. The record is from RefSeq and is a predicted model, not a curated record. NCBI's taxonomy places the organism in Eukaryota, Metazoa, Chordata, Leptocardii, Amphioxiformes, Branchiostomatidae.